AUGGAUUUCCAAGUCGAAUCAGCCAUCUUGGAGGCAAACGUGAUCUCCAUGACUCACCAGCUAGCUAUGAGUAUAGUUGGGGAUGGAACCAUAAUGCUGGAUCAGUCUGGUGACAGAAGACACACAUCAUUGUCUGAUACUCAGACAGAACAUAAACGAGGUGGAGAGGAGUUGCUCUCAGCUAAAGUUCAGAUCGCCUAUGCAGGUCACGCCAUUGUUCAGAUCUUUAGCAGAUGGCAUCCCAAGUCCACAAUUCUCUGCAAGUUGUUUGAGUUUCCGCCCGAUCAUGAAACAGCAACUUCUUCUUCUUCUUCUCCUUCACCUCCAAAAGUGUUAGUGGCGAGAGCGCAACCGCUGAUGAUGGGAUCAAGCAUAAGUAGACACGACAUCGACAUCUAUGGAGUACAUUUUGUCCCAUGUCUUGUUGCCUGA
Microthlaspi erraticum is the source of this 432-nucleotide messenger RNA. The record is from the annotation of a GenBank genome assembly. NCBI's taxonomy places the organism in Eukaryota, Viridiplantae, Streptophyta, Magnoliopsida, Brassicales, Brassicaceae.